Notothenia coriiceps (black rockcod) is the source of this 4313-nucleotide messenger RNA. It is a transcript of the gene selenoo1, whose product is annotated as selenoprotein O1. NCBI's taxonomy places the organism in Eukaryota, Metazoa, Chordata, Actinopteri, Perciformes, Nototheniidae. The record is from RefSeq and is a predicted model, not a curated record. The transcript is spliced from 9 exons. The coding region runs from base 1371 to 3479 and encodes 702 amino acids.
UUUGUACUUUUUAUGAUAUAAUUAUGCAUUAUGACUUGCCUGUGUGAUUGUAAAUUAGCAAUGGGUAUUGAGAUGAUAAAAGAAACACAAGUAUUUUGUUUCGCUCAAGGUGAGGACUGACCGUGAUGAUUUCUGAGUGGACAUUUGUUACGGACAUGUUUUGACUACUAUGAAGGAAACGGACCGUUCAGAUUGGUCAGAGUUGAGAGGUAAAGCCUUACACUGCUAUCACUGCUGCCUUUGACCCUCAGAUUGCCUCAUCUGCUGAGGCUUUACAGUAUAUACAGUUUAUACAGUAUAUACAGGUCCAACAUUGACCUGUAUCCAUACAGAGCUGCUUAUUGCAUGUGUACAAAUGAACUAAAUGACAUGCCGGGAGCUUUGUUAUGUAAGAAAUGUCCCAAUAAAUCCAAGACGAUAUACUGUACAUGGUUGCAGUGCAAUAAACCAACAUAGAUUUUUAAGGUAUUUCCAAUCUUAAUGUUAAAUGAUUUUAUGUACAGUACUGGAAUUGUUUAGAUCCAGUGGACUAAUAUUAGAAUUAAAUUAAGUAGUGCCACAAACAUUAUUGGGACCUCCUCAAGUUAAGCUAACUCAUGUAAAAACCGUUCUUCCAAUAUAUAAAUCAAGUACUUUGCUCAAGUUAGAGAGGAGGAUACCGGGAACAGAUUAUGUCAUGCCUCUCGGUCCCUUGGCAGCAUAAAACAGUCAAACUUAAACAUAUGUCUCUUCAUCAUUUCCAAAGGUUUAAUUGCUUGAAUUGUCAAGGGAAAACUGAAUGCCAGGCUUUUCCGUAAAACGUACUUCCCCAGAUCCUAAUGUGGUGUUGUCAUUGUUAAACCAAACAUUACAACAUAACUUCUGCAAUUAAUUAUUAAAGAAUUUAAGUAAAUAUUUACUUUUUUUUUAAAACCCUGCUUCAUUAUGUUAGCCCCAAAGAUUGUAAUGAACUCAAUAAGGAUUACGUUUCCUAUGGACGAGUCAUUUUGAUGUAUUAAAAUAACAUAUACUGUACAGCUUUGUGGUGAAAAUACAUUUUAAAAUGAGUGACUACACACAGACAAAGAAAUGUCGCAAAGGUGAAACGAAGGUAGAGAUUUAGAGGUUUCUGUUUUUGAAUAUAAUAAUCCAUAUACAAUUAUGAUAGUAAUCAGUUCAACAGCGCCAUCAUCUGGGUUAUAAUAGUCAUUUGGUUUUAAUUUCGGUAAAACAUAGUUCCUUCUUUCCUGUUUCCGGACAAGUAUUGAUGUAACACAGUCCGAUUACCAAACAUCCGCUGUAGUUUAUUGCAGCUAUUAUGAAAGCCGGACAGGUGACCACCACUUCGUAACACUGCCAGUGAACAUACCCAGACAGAUGGCCUUGUUUGAAUGGCUUAUUUAGCUCCUCGGCUUGGACACUUUCGCAUCUUUAAGCACAGUGUGUCCGCGUGCAGGCUGCUCGGCACGGCCGGGAUGGCCGACAUGGGUCUGGCGCUGAGUCGGUCCCCGCUGGAGAGGCUCGACUUCGACAACGUUGCGCUCAAGAAACUUCCCCUGGACUCGUCCGAGGAGCCGGGGGUGCGGCAGGUGAAUGGCGCGUGUUUCUCCCGGGUGAAGCCGCAGCCGGUGACCAAGCCUCGCUUCGUGGCGGUGUCUCACGAAGCUCUCGCACUGUUGGGGCUGAACGGAGAGGAGGUCAUGACCGACCCGCUCGGGCCGGAGUACCUCAGCGGGUCAAGAGUCAUGCCGGGCUCCGAGACCGCCGCUCACUGCUACUGCGGACACCAGUUCGGCCAGUUCGCCGGGCAGCUGGGCGACGGGGCGGCCAUCUACCUGGGCGAGGUGAAGGUCCCUCCCGGCCAAGACUCCGACCUGCUCCGGGAAAACCCGAGCGGCCGAUGGGAGAUUCAGGUGAAAGGAGCUGGAAAGACUCCUUUUUCCAGACAAGCUGACGGACGUAAGGUCCUGCGCUCCAGUAUAAGAGAGUUCCUGUGCAGUGAGGUGAUGUUCUUCCUGGGUGUCCCCACCACCAGAGCAGGCUCCGUAGUCACCUCUGACAGCAGGGUUGUACGAGAUGUGUACUACAGCGGGAACCCUCGUAACGAGAGAUGCUCUGUGGUCCUCCGCAUUGCCCCCACCUUCCUCAGGUUCGGAUCCUUUGAGAUCUUCAAGCAGGCCGAUGAAUCUACGGGCCGUCAGGGCCCCAGCUAUGGACGUCAUGAGAUCCGAAGUCAGAUGAUGGAUUAUGUCAUUGAGAUGUUUUACCCUGAGAUCCAGCGGAAUCACCCAGAUAGGGUGGAGAGGAACGUGGCUUUCUUCAGAGAGGUGAUGCUGCGCACGGCUCGACUCGUGGCUCAGUGGCAGUGUGUGGGUUUCUGCCAUGGAGUCCUGAACACGGACAACAUGAGCAUCCUGGGGCUCACGCUGGACUACGGUCCAUAUGGAUUCAUGGACAGGUUUGAUCCAAAUUUCAUUUGCAACGCUUCUGACAACUCCGGCCGAUACUCCUACCAGGCGCAGCCGGCUAUCUGCAGGUGGAACCUGGUGAAGCUGGCGGAGGCUCUCGCUCCAGAGCUGCCACCGGACCGGGCUGAGGAAGUUGUGGAUGAGUACCUCGAUCUGUACAACGGCUUCUACCUGGAGACCAUGAGGAAGAAGCUGGGCUUAUUGAAGAAGGACGAGCCGGAGGAUGAGAUCCUGAUCAUAGAGCUGCUGCAGACCAUGCACAACACAGGAGCUGACUUCACCAACACCUUCCGUAGCUUGAGUCAGAUUUCCUGUCCCACUGAGGGUGAAGAGGAAGAGGAGCUCGUGAGGAAGGCCACAGAGCUCCUGCUGCAGCAGUGCGCCUCCUUAGAGGAGCUCAAGGCUGCCAACAAACCCACUAUGGAUACACGUGAGCUGGCCAUGCUGCUCUCCAUGGCUCAGAGCAACCCAGCGCUGUUCCAGAUGAUCUCAGACAGGGCGACAAUUGCGAGGCAGUUGGAGAUACUCAGCAAACUGAAAGGCCUGAUGGAGACCAGCCAGGAAGAGCUGCAAAGCAAACAUGCGGAGGACUGGAGCGGCUGGAUCACACGCUAUAGGAAGCGUCUGGCACGGGAGCUGGAGGGCCAGAGCGAUGUGAGGGCGCUGCAAGAGGAGAGGGUGAGGGUGAUGGACAGCACCAACCCUCGCGUGGUACUCAGGAACUACAUCGCCCAGAAUGCAAUUGAGGCUGCUGAAAAUGGAGACUUCUCUGAGGUCCAGCGGGUCCUCAAAGUUCUGCAGAAGCCUUUCUCUUCACAGCCCGGGCUGGAGAGUCCUGCCUGGGUGGGCCGAGGCCAGACCACCGACCAGGGGGAGCGGGAUGAAGAAGAAGAAGAGGAGGAGGAGGAGGAGCAGCAGCAGCAGCAGGAGGCGGCGGCAGCGGCGGUAUCUUCAUCUUCAUCAACAGCCAGAACUCCUGUUCCCUACGACAGCAAGCCCCCAACCUGGGCCAAUGAAAUCUGUGUCACAUGAUCUUCGUAAUAACUUCCUUGAUUGUUUCCUGCCUAAAAUAAUGAGAGAGGUAUAAGGCGUUUUAAAUAUGUUUAUGUCUGUACAACUCUUUAUUACUUGGGCAGGCAGCGUCUUGGAAGUUAGCAUGAGGCGCGACACCCCACAGGUUACCCAACUCUUACAAGGCAGACAGGGAGAUUAAUUGGUGCACAAAAGCAAAUACAAAUAUGAUAUAUGCUUAGGUUAUAUGAAAAGCUUGUCUCUGUAACUGAAGAUUGCAGGACAAUGGAUUUAAAGUCCUUCUUAUAUAUGAUUGGCUUUAACAUCAAAAGUAAUCUAUAUAUAAGAAAUUUGGUUCGAUGAGUGUUUUUGCUGAUCCCCUUGAAUGCAAGACGCAUUAAUGGUGGCAAAAACAUGACCAAUAAACAUGAAUGGCACAAAAUAAUAAUAGUUUGAAAAUGCAUCAAAAUGCAUUUUUGAAGAAAAACUGUGACUACACUAAGAAGCCAAUCAGAUCGUUCCCUGCCUGCUUGGGAUUUGUUUAGGUAUUAAUGACGACUCGGGCAUCAAGUCCUUCAGUGACCUGUCUGACUCUGAAAAACUGUGGGGUGUCACCUCAAAAGAAACCAAAAAACAACAUGUGUGAGAGAGAGAGAGAGAGAGAUAUGAUGAUUUUAGGAAUGUAUUUGUGUGAAUGGUUAUGAUCCAACAAGCCGCAGUUGAUAAACAUGCACAAUAUUCUCCUGUUGUAGAAACAUUUGCCUUUUCCAUUGUCACAGCACCACUUUAUAACCUAGAGACGACUGUCGAGCAAAGUAGAAAUCGGGUUUUGAAAAUAAAACGUUCUAAGGUGAA